UCAUUGACACCUUUGUAACAGCGAGGGUUGAGGCUCUCCAUUGAGUUCCCAACAUCCGAUUGAUCUCUUUCGAGUUGUUGACUAUCGUCGGUGCCGAUUACUUCCUGAAUUCUGCCCCUGCCAAGUCGUAAAUGAAUUGGGCUUGCUGACUCCGAAGGAUUGAGACAAGUACAAAAUGUCGCGGCAUAGAAAUGUUCGCAGCAUGAAAUAUUCUGAUGAAUAUGAUGGAUACGAUGAUGUCUACGGUCACUCCGUCGAAGAAGACUGCGCCCUAUCGCCAAGCGAUGCUGCGUUCAUGUUCGAUCGGUCAGUUCGCCCUCAGUUCUCGUCAUUUUUAAGAGACGAGGAGGACAUCGCUGAGGAAGAGGAACAGCCGCUCCCUGAAGGAGAUGCCAAGUUCGCGAUGGAACGGUUGAACGAAACAGACCAAGCUAAGCUUCUUUCUUGCCUCGAAGAAAUUAGAAAUGUCAUCGGCGACACCGUACAAGAGCAGACUGCUAUCGAAGUGAUCAUCGCUGAGAACUAUGAUCUUCCAAAAGCUUUAGAUGUACUUCUCAAUUCAAAACUGCCACCAGUUGCUCCUACGUUGGCUAAACAGGAAAUAAUUGAUGUGCCAAAACCACAAAGAUUAACUUCGAUACGUUCAGAAAGAGCACGAGCAAUGCAAGAGUCGAUUCCUGUAGUUACUAUAGUAUCGAGCCCUGCGAAAAGCAAUGUAGUUAAAGGAUUUUUAGUCCCUGAGAAUGAAGACACAAAUAAGGAUGAGAAUAAAACAUCAAGAAGUUCUUCACCAAGUGUGGCUAGUGAUGUGGCUUCAAUAAAAAGCAAGGCUGAAGCGUCCAUUCCUCCUUCAAAAAAGAAUAACCCAAAAGCUGAUGAACAGUUUAAAAAGGAGAGAGGAGACAGCAAAGAGCAGUUACAUAUGGUUGUGACAGGUCAUGUAGAUGCUGGGAAGAGUACUUUAAUGGGACAUUUAUUAUACAAACUGGGACAUGUUAGCUCUAAGACAAUGCAUAAAUACGAGCAAGAGAGCAAAAAGAUAGGAAAACAAUCUUUCAUAUACGCAUGGAUCCUCGACGAGACCGGAGAAGAAAGGUCUCGAGGAAUAACCAUGGAUGUCGGUCAAUCGAAAUUUGAGACCGCGACAAAAACAGUGACUCUCCUCGAUGCCCCAGGCCAUAAGGAUUUUAUUCCAAAUAUGAUAACAGGUGCGGCGCAGGCAGAUGUCGCACUUCUUGUAGUCGACUCGACUAGAGGAGAGUUUGAAACGGGUUUCGAAAGUGGGGGACAAACAAGGGAGCAUGCUUUACUCGUUAGAUCUCUUGGUGUCAGUCAGCUUUGUAUUGUUGUAAAUAAAUUGGACACAGUCGGAUGGAGUGAAGAUCGAUUCAGGGAAAUUUCAACUAAAUUAGGGUCGUUUUUAAAACAAGCUGGGUUCAAAGAGCGAGAAGUCACUUUUGUACCUUGCAGCGGUCUGACAGGAGAAAAUCUCGUUGAAAAGAGCACCAAUGAAGAACUUACUAAAUGGUACAAAGGCCCUUCACUCAUCGAAGUUAUUGAUAAGUUCGUAUGUCCGGCUAGACCAGUUUCCAAGCCAUUGAGAAUUUCAGUAAAUGACAUUUAUAAAGGCACCGGGGCUGGGUUCUGCGUCAGCGGACGUGUCGAGACUGGAAUGGUACAGGCUGGUGAUAAAAUCAGCGUCCUACCCCAAAAUGAGAUUGCUACUGUCAAAGCGAUAUCAAUUGAUGAUUUACCUUCACAAUCUGCUUUUGCCGGCGAUUGCGUGAGUUUGACUAUAGCCAAUUUCGACCAACAGAACAUUGCGGUUGGUUACAUUUUGUGCGACCCAGCAUACCCAGUGCCAGUUUCAUCAAAAUUUGAAGCUAGGAUUGUUGUGUUUAACACGACUGUUCCUAUCACAAAAGGAUAUCCGGUUGUACUUCACAUACAAUGUCUUUCGGAGCAGGCUGUGAUAACAAAAUUAGUGUCUCAACUAAAUAAAAGCACUGGGGAUGUAAUAAAGCGCCGGCCUAGGUGCCUGUUGAAAAAUAACAAUGCCGUCGUAGUUAUCGAAACGACAAAACCUAUCUGUUUAGAGUUGUACAGAGACAUGAAAGAACUGGGAAGGUUUAUGUUAAGGGUCAGUGGAGUAACAAUAGCAGCCGGUCUUAUUACACAGAUUUUGUGACAAAAAACAGCCUAUUGGAAAAUAUUAAUUUGUCAAACUUUUGUAAAUACAUAAAGUUAUUAAAUUCAUUAUUUAUCUUUUUGUAUUUGACCAAAUUUGUUUACUACUUGUACCACCUGCAAAAGCAUACUCAAAAAUAAAUAAUAAAAACCAUAAAAAAUAAUUAGGUAAACAUGUCAUCCACUAAUGUUAGUUCCGACAGUCUAUUAAAAAUGGAAGUUUUGCUAUAUUUGGAAAAUGGAUAAUUUUUGACAAAAUAUAAAACUUUUUUUUGAGGUUUGAAAAUGAAUAAAAACACUGCUGAAAUGAAAAUCAGUUUACAUUAUUUAUUACAGAAAUACAUACAAGAAAUUCAUUACAAUUACAUAAUAAACAUCGCUCCGUCCGAGAUUUCCUCUUUUUUUUAAAUCAUUUUCUUAAUAUCUAUUUGUGCCUUUUUAAACAUAGUUUUGAGUUGAAAAACAACUUUUUUUUAAUAUCACCAAAUGCAAUGACCAUGGAUACACUUUAUGUACUUCUUUUAUACUUACACCACAAAAUAUGUCAACAGCCUUAAGCUCCAUAAACUUUAAAAUAUAUACCAUAUCACAUGUUUAGCUAUAUAACACAGUUAAGGGAGCCUCCUAUUGCUGACUCAGUACAUUAUUUUAUUAUUAUACAAUAAACAUAGUUAACUUAUUUAAAUCUAAUCUAAAGCCCUUUAUGAGUUUUUGAUAGCUUCCUGCAAUUAAAACAAAAGGGUACUUCCAAUUUCAACAAAUAUGCGACACCAGUACUUCUUUUUAAUUUAACUUAUGAACAUCUCACCAUAAUUUAAUAAACAAACAAAAAAUCACCCUUAAACCUAAAAGGCAUUAUUUAUAAAUUUUAUAAUAGGAAAUAGUUCUACGGGCGGCAAUAAACUUUCCAAAAAUGCCCUUGUUUUUUUUUUUUGUUCCUUUCUCUUCAUAAAAAUCACAUAGCACAGAAGAUAUUUUCAGCCUAUAAACUUAUGGAAGACCUGUCCUGGAGUUGAUAGCAACAUGCGCAACAUUUUAAAUCUUAUUUACAUAGAAAAUGGAACGACUAUCACAAUAAAUAAGUGGUUAACAUCGCAGGAUUAUUCCUAGUUAUGCUCUGAACUGCUUACAACCUUGGGACAGCAUUUUGUCAACUCGCGUUGUAUUUUUAUGAAGGGAAGGCACAACAUUUAAAAAAAGAAAAAGAAA
Cimex lectularius (bed bug) is the source of this 3396-nucleotide messenger RNA. RefSeq names its product HBS1-like protein (gene HBS1). The transcript is spliced from 13 exons. Gene Ontology annotation, molecular function: GTPase activity; GTP binding. The record is from RefSeq and is a predicted model, not a curated record. Gene Ontology annotation, biological process: translation. Lineage: Eukaryota; Metazoa; Arthropoda; Insecta; Hemiptera; Cimicidae. Bases 176 to 2188 code for a protein of 670 amino acids.